AUUUGGCUUUUGAGUUGGCCAAUUAAGCCGCAGGUACGACGUGGUCAAGUGCCGCAUCUGCAGCUGUUAAGCAAUACCUGGUGUUUCUGUGGUCUUCUUGUAGCAUUCGUCGCCCCGCGACACAGAAUCGAACAGUGUCCUAGAUUCGAGGCAUUCAUUCAUGCCUUCAUUAUCCUUUUUCUGACCUCUGUUGUAGCGACAUUGAGAUAGAUCUCUACACAGGAGAUACUCUCGGUAUGGACGAGCAAGUCUAGAUGAUUCGUUCAUUCUUUUUCCAGGGCGCCUAUUUCCUUCUGGACUUCGUUCAGGAAUUUUAAGUGGCGCUUUUAGUUCUUGGCUUCAUAAACCCUAGCGUGAUUCCUGAGCCUGACGUCUUUACUGAAGCCUUUAGAAUCGCUUAUCGAAGCGUUUUAGCGUCUGACAACAUUGUGUGGGAACAGAGCUGCAAAUCUGGUCUCCGGUCUGUUUGUCGACGGAUGUUAUCUUAACUUCCUCGCUGUAGUAGUACCCUCAUCGGCACGCCUGGAUUGUCUGAAGGCAGGGAGGUAGUUUGGGCAGAUCUCACAAAAUUAAUUGAACCCAAUCCUGCAAAACGCGCCAUCGCGCGCCAGUGUGGUAGCGAUUUCAUUCGGAAGUUUUGCGUGUCGCGAAGCGAUUCUGGUCGGAUUCGGUAGCGUUGAUCCGAAAUCCUUAGGUAGCCCAUUUGAUGCUGUUAGUAUCUCAGCUUCAGCAGUUCUUGGGGUAGAUGGCAACUUUAUUUCAGAAACCUUCAAUAAGACCGGUCAGCAGUUGCUCACUUACUUCAGUAAGGAAAAGUCGGUGUUCUUUGCACAAGUGCGUCGCUUUGAAGACUCUCGAGCUUCUCCCUUCAAUCAGCAUUCGAAGUGUGGAAUGCGCCUAACUCUGUUUUGCGUUCAUAUUGUCUUGAAACGCACUAAAAUCCGGAACUAUUUUUAUACUGAGCUAGCCGUGGGAAUGUAGGUAGGAUCUACGCAACUUCGUGCAAUCGGGGUCUCCAGAACCCGCGAAGCUUGGCACAAUCCACGACGUCAGGAAUCUAUGACAGUUCGAGGCGUCUCUGAUGUGAGUCACUAACCCGACUCUCCGGUUCCUCAAAGUGUACUUUGGAAACUAGCUUUAGAGGCUUUUUCAGAGAAAUAGAUUACCGAGCUCGCGACGCCCUCGAUAAGAGCUUGUAGGCGUUCGUCUUGUGAGCCGGUACGUGACUAUCUGCAACUUUGGUACUCACAUGUUACCUCAAAUUCCUCUACGGCGUCCACACAGCAGCGAGAAAUGGGCACGCAUUCUUGUUAUUCGUAACUUGGUUCAUGUAGUCCGGUGAGACUACUAGGUUCAGACGCUGAGGCGCAGUGGUGCUAAGAGAAGCAUUUACAUUGGUGAACUGGAGUGGAAGAGUAGAGUGGAGGAAGAAGAAUACCAAGUAGCCCGCGGACUUCUCUUUCAACGCACCCGCCCUGGUGGUUGUUUUCUUCCAUUCAAAAGGUAUGAUUUACCUCAAUCACGAACUCUUUCGAAUCGAGACGCUGCCUGCGAUUCUUUCUUGAUGAUGGACCUCUUUGGAAUUGCUGCGAGAGAUUGCAGCUGCCUGUGUGCAAGAAACACCUUCAUUGAAUUCCAAUAGCCUUCAAUGUACGCCUAGGAGCGCUACAUAAAAUGAUCGCGGGGGACACAAAAGUGAGAAUUCUAGAAACACUCAAUUACAUUAUUCGUAUUUGGUGACGGUGACUAUGUAAGUUCGCUGUAUGGUACUCUAGGGGGAGUUUUUAUUUUUAUUUUUUAUUUUUUAUAUGUGCUCAUUAGCAAAAACGGUUUUCAUAAUCGCAGCCUUGAAUCCUUGACCUGUUGAACAGGAUCCGUGUUUGAAGAAUAUGACCCAAAGCUUUCAUUCAACGAACCCCAGAGUUUAUGUCACAGUACCAUGACCUGAGCCGUGUUGUCGAAAUCGGUGUUAACUUGUUAAGACUCGUACGUCCCAUCGCUUACCAGACAAUCCAUUAACAGAACAUGAGUAUGGCAGUGGGAGCGCGACACUCUCGGUUGCGAUAAGUUGUGAAAUAUUCCAGUGCCAGCUAUCUGUCUGCCUGUCUGCCUGUCUGCACGGCGCUUGACACAAAAGUCUCUUUCUUGCAACCGUCAACUAUUGCUGCCAGUCCUCGUUUCCAAGUUUUGUGAACCCAGUGACGAGGAUUGUGCUUCACGUUGCAGUGACUUUGAGCUUAAUGGAGCUGGUCAUCGAAACUGCUUGGCCACAUCUGGGUUGCCUUUGCUGGCAUCUGCUGCAGUUUGACCGCCCAUAAUUCACGUGGCGUCUUUUCAAGCAUGCCUGUGGAAGAGAGAGGUCAAGGACUUAAAUGGUACCACUAUACACACACGAUUUUAUUGAAACAAACUAGACGGGUGACAUAGUGGGGAAAACAAUUUUUCCAAGUCUCUGAGCUGGGGUUGAUGGCACAAAACUGUGGAUGAUCACAUUUUGAUGUCGAUGGCGAGCAGGUAUCACAUCUUGAUGUUGAUGGCGAGUAGGUAUCACAACUUCAUGUUGAUGGCGAUGGCUGCUCAUGGCAUUGCUACUAAAUUACAAAUCGAGGUGACGAUGAUAGGGAUGAGAGCUGAUUGUGUUGCAUGAGUGGUAUUGUGCAGCUGAGAGCCAAUUUUAUGUGAGGGGAAGCUUUGAGCCAUUAGCUUUACCAAAUCUGGUGUUACGUCUGCUCCAUGCGACAUGUCAGACGCUGGGGGGAAGCCCUGUGGGAAUGAGAAAGAGCGAUCCCCGGAUGGUAAUACAGGUGCUGAUUCGGGACUCGAUGAUCAAUACGACUCCGGCGAACGCAUGGAGAGCCCCAGUUCGUCCAGACGACAAGAGUCUGAAGUGCGGAAGAAGGCCAAGGUUGAGGGGGAUACCCGGCACCCUGUCUAUCGAGGGGUUCGCAAGCGGCCCUGGGGCAUCUGGGUCACUGAAAUCCGGCGACCCAAGAAGAAGUCUCGCAUCUGGUUGGGAAGUUUUGCGACGGCGGAGAUGGCAGCUCGUGCUUACGAUUGUGCAGCUCUGGCUUUAAGAGGGAACGGCGCUCUACUAAACUUUCCAAAGAUGGCGAACUCGCUUCCACGACCAGCAGACCUCACUGACAAGUCUAUUCAGGCGGCAGCCACAAUUGCGGCCAACAAUUUCGCACAAUUUCGAAGUGAGAUAGACGUCUAUGGCGCAUUGCCAACACCAUUUUUUCAGUUUUCCUCGUCGAAAGUAGACUUGGAUCACCUGAAACACGACUCACCGUGUCAGAAUCCAAGGCAAUCAUCGAAAUGCACCACAUCCACAUUUGUUACAGGAGCAAGAAGCUUGUCGCAGAGACUGACAUCUAACCCAAUUGGGAACAAGUCCACCAUUCCAUCGUCCCAAAUAUCCUCUUCAAGUGAGCGAGCGGACGAAGCAAUCCCGCAUAAAAGUAUAGCCAGCACUGGCAAGUCUCAGACUAGGAGUAAAGAAACUGCAGAGUCACUUUGUAGAAACAGAAGCAACAGCGGUGCGAGUGUUACUGAUAGAGAGACGAUGGAGCAUCUGCAUCAUCAUGCCACUGGAGGAGAAAAUCAUCCACCAUCUUCUUCCCCUGGCGCCCAACAGGUAGUGUUUGUCGAUUCAGACGAUAUGUUCGUAGUGGGAUUAUCUAGCUUGUGCAAUGCUAUGUGCAUCCCACCUCCAGAUCCAGAGCACGCCCCCGAAGCGGAUGGCGAGGAGGGUUCGAGUACCUGGGAGCCACAUCUCUGGAGUUACUGAUCAAAUUCAAUUCAACUCACAACUUGAUGAUGAAGAAUAGCAACAUAAUGUAUCUAGAUCAUUGUAGGUUCCGAAGUCCACAUUUAGUUAGCAUGACGAAAAAGCUUGGAGAUGUCACACGUUCUGAGUCUCCAUUUCAGUGUGGCGGUGCCUUACGAAAUGCGAAGAAAUACAAGACUUUUUAGUGCUUCGAUCCCUAAUGUAUCCCUUCCAUGUACAUUUGACAUGUCGGCGUGAGUAGAUCAUUUGAAACUGACUCACAAUCGGAACUCUUUUAUUCUCUUUAUUAGACAACAUCACUGAGCUUUCCUCAAGUGAAUACGCCA
Messenger RNA from Physcomitrium patens, 4116 nucleotides. Lineage: Eukaryota; Viridiplantae; Streptophyta; Bryopsida; Funariales; Funariaceae. The record is from RefSeq and is a predicted model, not a curated record.